Euleptes europaea (tarantolino) is the source of this 660-nucleotide messenger RNA. It is a transcript of the gene CLDN5, whose product is annotated as claudin 5. The transcript has a single exon. Gene Ontology annotation, cellular component: plasma membrane; bicellular tight junction. Lineage: Eukaryota; Metazoa; Chordata; Lepidosauria; Squamata; Sphaerodactylidae. Gene Ontology annotation, biological process: bicellular tight junction assembly; cell adhesion. Gene Ontology annotation, molecular function: structural molecule activity. The record is from RefSeq and is a predicted model, not a curated record. Bases 1 to 660 code for a protein of 219 amino acids.
AUGGCUUCGGCGGCGCUGGAGCUGCUGGGGCUGACGCUGGCCAUCGUGGGCUGGGCGGGGGCCAUCCUGGCGGCGGGGCUGCCCAUGUGGCAGGUGUCGGCCUUCGUGGAGGCCAACAUCGUGACGGCGCAGAUCACCUGGGAGGGGCUGUGGAUGGCGUGCGUGGCGCUGAGCACGGGCCACACGCAGUGCAAGGCCUACGACUCGGUGCUGUCGCUGCCGCCCGAGCUGCAGGCGGGCCGCACGCUCAUGGUGCUGGCCGGCCUGCUGGGGCUGCUGGCCCUGCUGGUCACCGUGGCGGGGGCCCAGUGCACCACCUGCCUGCGCGCCGGCCGCGCCAAGGGCUGGGUGGCCGCCGUCGGGGGCGGCCUCUUCGUCCUGUGCGGGCUGCUGGUGCUCGUGCCGCCCAGCUGGUUCGCCCACAUCGUCAUCGGCAACUUCUACGCCCCGACGGCGCGCUCCAAGCGGGAGAUGGGCGCCGCCCUGUACGUCGCCUGGGCCGCCGCCGCCCUCCUGCUGCUCGGCGGGGCGCUCGUCUGCUGCCCCUGCGCCCGGCCGCGCCACGACGCCCCCGGCCCCGUCAAGUACGCCGCCCCCCGACGGCCCGCCGCCCAUGCCGCCCACGCCAACGGGGACUACGACAAGAAGAACUACGUCUGA